Messenger RNA from Xyrichtys novacula (pearly razorfish), 5738 nucleotides. Lineage: Eukaryota; Metazoa; Chordata; Actinopteri; Labriformes; Labridae. The record is from the annotation of a GenBank genome assembly.
GGCUCAACUUACCCCACUCUCCCCUACUUCUAACCCGUCUACUGACUCCAGAGCAGAAGCGAUGAAUCUGGCAAGCUGAACUUACUUGCUCUCCUUGAAAGUUAUUUUUCUAUAGUAAGUAAUUAUUAUCGCGUUAUCUUGACGUGUUUACUCGGCUGUUGUAGAAGAAAACUCUCUGUCCACUAGAGGGCGGUGUGGUUUGAUGGAAACUGUUGGAGGUGGGGUUGUCACUCAGUUUCCUGCCACUAAAACACGGAGGAGUAGUGAGUCACGUAGCAAGAUACUGAGGAAAACUUCGUAUUUCUCAUUUUGACUAGUGUAUGCGUAAGACAUUUAAAUAAACAGCAAACCGUUUUAACCAGUCGGACUUUCGGUCGAAGAGCUCAAAGAAGAAGACGACGACGCGGAAGUACUGCGAAGUUUGUGUUCGCUGUCGUCCGCUUCAGCUGUUAAAAUCGUUGGUAUUCUGUUUUUGUUUCCCUUUUUGGUAAGCUAAACUGAUUAGGAAAGCCUCGAAAUAUCAGCUCGAUUCAAGUGAAAACGUGUAGCUUCGUGUUGAAACGUCGUCGACGAGUUUGGUAAAAAGCGAAAGUAAAGUUAAGAGGGCCCAGAGAGUCAUGGCGGACAGUAUGGAUGAAGACAUGGAAGAGGAGCCUGUACCUCUCCGGCAGGAAUUAACCUGCCCCGUGUGUCAGGGCAUCUUUCGGGACCCCGUGUUACUACCUUGCUCUCAUAGCUUCUGUAAGAAUUGUCUUACGCAAAGUAUGCGGUAUAAUCGAGGCUGUCCAGUGUGCAGGACGGUGUUUCGCGACGGCCAGGAUAUCCCCAACCGUGCGCUCGGAGACGCAUGUGAAAGCUUCCUCAAAUAUCCAGAGUGGCGCCCGAGAGAAACACCUACCAGACAGAACACCUGCAACAUUCACCUGAGACCUCUGGAGCUCUACUGUGAAAAAGACGAGGAGCCAGUGUGCGUGGAGUGCGUGACUCUCCACAGCACCCACAGGCUGUGGCCUCUGAAAGAGGGAGCACCAAUAUGCAAGGUAGGGCGUCACCAAAUGUCGAAGUGUUUCUGUCAAGACUAGGACUGGGCGAUUUGGCCAAAGAGAUUAUCACGAUAUAUUUUGUCGUGUCGUCCGAUCUCGAUUAUUAUCACGAUUUCUUUUAACUGCCAGCAUCUGUACUUUAAACUAACAUCUUUGGAGGAUGACUCAAAGUCAUAGCUGACAUCUAUUUCACUGCCCUCAGCUCCACUUUAGGUUACUCUGUUAACUUGUCCAGCAGCUCGGCUCUGAUUGGCUGUUGUGAUGCACUUUUUCGCCAUGUUUGAUCGAAUAAAUAAGCUCACAGGUGAUCACCAUGAUCGGACUGAAAUUUAUCAUUAAUCCCGAUCAUAUAAUCACCCAGUCCUAGUCAAGACACAGGUAAGUCUCUCCUUUAGAUUUGCCUUCGAGGAGGGAAAAACAUUUGUUUCAACUUUGAAUUAAAUCAUGGAAAAAGACUACAGGCUUUAAAUAUUUGUGGAUGCCAAAUUUGAUACUCAACUUAUACCAGUGCUGACCCAUGAGUUGUAUAAUUGUAUUAAAAAAGGAGUAUCUUUUUGCGUAAUGCCUCUUUUUCCACCUCAGUGCCAGUAAUACACUGAAUGUGGAAAUGUGGAACUUCUUACAGAGUAAUUUAAAGGGCUGCACAAACAUAUUUCAGUUUAAAACAUAGUUUAAAUAAAGUAUAAUUACAAAAUACGGAGCUGACGAGUAGUGUUUUGUAAUAUGCAUACAUUCUGAUGCGGACGCAGACUUUGCUUUUGUUUGUUUGAUUCCUUUUAUGUGGUUGUAAUAUUGUUUGUAAAGUUAUAGGAAAAUAACCUGAAGUGGACAGACCGUCUUAUGUAAUUCGCCGUUUUCUUCCACUUAUCCGGGUCCGGGUCACAGGGGCUGCAGCUUCAGUAGGGAGGCUCAGACUGCCCUCACCCCAGCCUCUUCCACCAGCUCCUCCGGGGGGAUUUCCCAGGCCAGGCGAGAGAUAUAAUCCCUCCCGGUCCUGGGCCGACCACGAUGUCUCCUCCCGGUGGGACAUGUCUGGAACAUUUCUAACGGGAGGCGUUCAAAAGGCGUCCUAACCAGAUGCUCGAGCCACCUCAGCUAACUCCUCUUGACGUGGAGGAGCAGCGGUUCUAUUCUGAGCGCCUCCCGUGUGUGCAAGCUCCUUACCCUGUCUCUGAGCCCGGCCACCCUGCGAAGGAAACCCAUUUCGGCCGCUUGUAUCUGCGAUCUUUUUCUUUCUGUCAUAACCUAAAGUUUAUGACCAUAGGUGAGGGUUGGCACGUAGAUCGACCAAAAAAUCGAGAGUUUCACCUUACGGUUCAGCUCUUUCUUCACCACGACGGAUCGGAUCUUACAUAACGGUUUAUUUCUAUUUUGAGUAAGGGGCAGGUAAAAUAAGCUUUGUCUUCUACCUGCUCCAUCCAGUCAUAUGCUGUGCUAAAUUUGUUAAAUGCCUUUUGUAUGUAUGGAAAUGCUUAAAAAUGGCCAUGAGCAGAACAAAUAAAAACGAAUGAACGAAUGAAUCCACUUUUUUUGGUCACUUAGGCCAACCAUUUUACCUACCACAAUAAUCUGGUGAGACAGUUUUUCCCCAGUGUGAGUAAGGGGAACAAUACAAGACACCAGCUGUAAAGCAUAUUGUUUUAUUUUAUUCAAUGUCUUUGUUCACCUGUUUUCUGUCUCUCUGCAGAGGGAGCUGGGGUUCAAAGUCCAGAUUUUUGAAAAGAAAGUGGAAUCAUACAAGAAAAUGACGAAUAAAAUCAACAACGCAAUGGACCACAUCAAGGUAGAGUCAUUGCACUGCUUCUACCGUGUUUGUCAAUCACCAGACCUGAACUUUGUUCACAAAACAGCACAAGCUGCUGAACACACAUUAUGUUGCACUGAUUAGAUUUCAUACUAAUAAUUCCUCCUCUUUUGCUGGAUGCAGAUUCAAGCAGGACUGGCAGAGAAGCAGAUCAAGGCAGAGUUUGAAAGACUGAGACAGGUGCUUGUCACAGAAGAAGCCAUGCGUCUGAGGGCUUUGGCCUCUGAGGAAGAGGAGAAGAUUAAUGCCUUACAAGAGCUGAAUGACAAAACAAAAAAUGACAUUGUUGACCUGAAAGGGCUUGUUGAGUCUUUGAAGAGAGAGAUGGGCAAUGAAGACUUACCCCUUGUGCAGGUAAGACAGGGGGGUCAUCACCACAGCACUAAGAGCGCAUCUUGUUUUUCCCUCCUUUGUUUAAUCAGUCUGCAUAUCUUUUUUGUGUGUGUUUUAGAAUUUCAAGACUUUGAAACAAAAGUAAGUAUCAGUAAAUGUCACUCAAGCUGUCAUGCAUAUACUGUGCUUGAAAAUCUUUACAUGAGUAUCAAUAAGAAAGUACCUGGAAAGUACUCUUGAUCUCAUAUUUACAAUGCAUUUGCAGAAUUUUGGAGACUGCAGUUUCUAAUGUUAACCAUAUAUUAUCACCUUUACUUUAGAGCCCAGUGGACCGAGGAGGAUCCUUGCCUUGCUGCGGACUGUCUGUUGAAUAUGGGCGAGCAUGUUGGGGCUUUGAGCUUCAAAAUCUGGAAAAGCUUGCAGCCUCAUGUCAAAUACAGUAAGUAAAAUAUAUUGUGUGAUUAAGGAAAAGCGAAGGACUGGAUGUCGACUGCCCUUUUCACACUUGAACACCUGAAUUUUUAAGAUAAUUUUUGGACUUUAAGGCACUGAUGUUUCAGGAGCUUUUGGCUCAUAUGCUUCACUCAAUGUGAGAUGAUCUGUGUUCAACAACCAGUUAUAUUUCAUUAUCAAACUGCAACCUAGCGCCAAAGUGCAAAAAAUGUGGUUCCUCAAGUGUCCACUUACUAACCCUGUUACAGCUCAUAUUAGAUGCCCUGUCGUUAAUGCCAAAACAGGUUUUGAUCUCUGUAGGUAAUUUGAUGUCAACUGUACUUGGUAUGAUUUCUAUAACUCAUUGUUUUGAUCUGAAAAAGACUAUGAUGUACACCCAUGUAGGCUUGAUUAAGAGUCUAAAUUCAGCCAUGUGCAGUUCAUAGACAAUAUCAGGACAUUUUCAGGAGUGCAAUGUUUAUGUGAAAGGGGCUUAUUACAUUCUUGUCCAUGUGGGGGAACAGACCAUUUUCAUCAUUUCAUGAAUACUAUUGAAACAAUAGGAUAAAAAAUGUCAGCAAUGUCACAGAGCUGCAUCCCGUCUUUCCCCAUGCACAGAUCCGGUGGUGUUUAACCCGAACACAGCCUCUCCAUGGUUCUUUUUGAGUGAAGACCUGACCUGUGUGAAGGAGAGCUCAGAACGACUGACCGUCCCUGAAAAUGUGGAGCGCUUUGAUCCCUGCCUCUUUGUCCUGGGUGCUGAAGGUUACACCUCUGGCAAACACAGAUGGGACAUCAUUGUAGGGGACAGCCCCAAGUGGGUUGUGGGAGUAUGUAAGGAGUCAUUGGCUCGUAAAAAGAAGUUCACUCUCUCUACAAGCCGUGGUGUGUGGGCCGUAGUACUGAGCAAAGGGGUGUACACUGCUUCAACACCUGAGCGUACAGUGCUUCAGGUGCAGCAGCGCCCAGAAAGAAUCCGGAUCAAGUUAAAUAUUGAUAAAGGAGAGGUGUCAUUUUGGGAUGGGGGGACGGCAAAGCACCUUGUAACUCUAGAGCACAAGUUUGAUGAGAAGGUAUUUCCUAUAUUUGGCCCUGGGCUCCAUGAUGCACCUAUGGUUCUGGCUCCAGGGAAAAUGGCAGUACAUACCUCAUGAUGGGCAUGUAUGCUGCAGAGAGAUAUGGUGUCAAAAAUAAAAUCUGACGAAACUGAGGGGAAGUCAGAAAAGUAAAGUAAGUAAUAGUCAUAAAUGUUUUCAAACAUACAUUAAACAAUUUGCUCACAGAUAUGACUGAUUUCAAAAAAUAAUAAUUGGAGAAGAGAUCAACAAGUUUGAACAUUAGAUGCUCCAAAUUGAGUAACUUAAAAAUAAUUUACAACAAAGUUAUUAAUCUUAUGUCUAUAAAAACUGAACUGAGAAAUAAUGAGACCAACUUAUAACAUUGAUAUUGCAAUGUAUAUCAGAAAUAAAGUAAGUCAGGACUGUAACUAAACAGUGUCAAACUUAAAUCACACUAAAAACAUGUUCACCACCAGUACAUGGCUGACUUAUGAGACAUAAGAAGCCUUGUAAUCUGAUGAAUUGCUUAGGAUAAUUUGAAGAUUGUAAAUUUAAGUAUGAUUGUAAGCAUGACUGAUGUCUCUGGGAUGUCGGACAAUACCAAAUGCCAAACUGUGUGUGCCUUUGGAAGCAAGAUUGAGCUUUCUUAAGUCUCUCCAUGAGGAGAAGACAAAACAAAUGUGUUUUUUUUUUUUCAAUCAACAAAACUGAGUAACAUUCUGCUCUUUGUAGUAAAAAAACAAAGUGAUUUUAUGUUUUUUGUGCCUGUUGGAAGUAUUUUUUUUUCUUAGGAGAAGAGCUUUUUUUGUUAUACUGCUUUUAUGUUGAUUCUGCUUUGGUGUAAGAUGUCCUCUGGCUCUGCCUAAUAAUUUGAAGAUAUCUUUGUUGCAUUGCUGUUUAUCAAUCACAAAUCAAGUGCAGACAGGAAACAGUAGUGAGCAUAAAGGUGAAAUUUCACCUUUUAGGACUAAUAAAGGAGUGUGUUAUCUUAUAGAGUUUUCACUGCAAAUGUUUCUGUUGUGUUUUGCUUGUCUCUAUAAACUUUUAAUAAAGUACAUUUAAACUAAA